Messenger RNA from Entrophospora sp. SA101, 954 nucleotides. The record is from the annotation of a GenBank genome assembly. NCBI's taxonomy places the organism in Eukaryota, Fungi, Glomeromycota, Glomeromycetes, Entrophosporales, Entrophosporaceae.
AUGGCCACACCCUUUACUCAAUUUGUAAAUCGUCAGAAUGAACCACCUAAUCAAGUUCAACAAAUGCAUCCAUCUGUUGAUCAGUUGAACAGAAUUGAAUUUCAACAAGAUCUUGAAAAUACUAACACAACAACUUUUCAACACCGAAUGAAUAGUCCUUUUCAAUUUAUUAAUUCUCAAUCUGUGAUAAGAGAAAGUCAACCUUUACAUAGAGAAGAAGGAGAUCAGCCUGUUGCUAUUUCUAGUGAAGAUAUUUUUAUUGACUUGAAUGAAACUUCAACGAGCUCGUCAAUUAUACAAUCAGACACUCAUAAUACAGAGGAAAGAAGGUGCUGGAUUUGUUAUGGAGAGGAGAAUGAUAGUAUUGGAAAAUGCCCACAAUGCAAAGCACUAUAUCGUUUAAACGAACAUACUCCUCUUAUAUUGAGAGUAAUGUCAUUUGUAGAUAAUUCAAUUCAAGCAUUAAUUCCAUAUUUCACAAUUUUUGGUUUAACCUUUGCAGUAGUAAUUACAAAUGUUCAUUAUGGAGCAUAUGCAAUGGUCACAAUGCUUGGUCUUGAAAAUGGUCACCAUCUUUUAAAUGAACCAUGGAUACCAAUUUUACUUAUAUUUUCAAGAGCUCGUAUUGCAGAUCCAGUUAUGCCACUUAUCCCAAUGUUUUUAGUUAGGAUGAAUCAUUUGAGAAUGACAAUGCCACCAAAUCCGUCACUCACGAUUUCAUUUUUACCAUGGAUCAGGAUAAUAUAUAAUUGGACGUAUCAAUAUUUAUUUGGUAGGAUGGAAUUAAACUGGAGAAGACAGAUCGAACCAUACACAUUUUCAACACAAAACGAAAAUGGAGAGGAUGACAAUAAUAAUAAUGUACAACAGCAAUAUGAUCAAGAUAUGUCAGAUCGUUUGGAUAGAAAUAAUGCAGGACGUAAAAUUGUUGGAGCAUUAUUUUUACCAUGUUAG